UCAACAGUGAAAGGAGCUAUCUGCUGCUUCUCUAUUCCGGUUUGCGCAGACUUAAGCAAGGUAACCAUCUGCUUUCUCACCAUGUGUCGGGGUUUAGCUGCACUCCCUACCAGCUGCUUGGAAAGAGCCAAGGAUUUGAAGACCCGUUUGGGAAUCCUGCUUCAUAAACCAGAGUUGGGAUAUAAAAUUGGGAACUUGAGCCGAGGCACAAAACGGAGAUACUCCUUAGAAGAGGUGCUUGGAUGGAAGGAGUCUUUUGACCAUCUACUGAGAAGUAAAAGUGGGGUGGCAGCAUUCCACGGGUUUCUUAAAACAGAAUUUAGUGAAGAGAAUCUGGAAUUCUGGCUGGCCUGUGAGGAAUAUAAGAAAACCCGCUCAAAAGCCAAACUAGCAGCCAAAGCCAACAGGAUCUUUGAGGAUUUUGUUCAAAAUGAGGCCCCCAAAGAGGUGAACCUGGACCAUGAAACUAGAGAAGCAACCAGGAGGAACCUCACUGUUGCUAAUCCUGCUUGCUUCGAAGAAGCCCAAGCGAAAACCUACACCUUGAUGGAGAAGGACUCCUAUCCCAGAUUUCUGAAAUCUGCCUAUUACAGGGACCUGGCAGAGCAAGCCACUAGCCACAGAACAUGCAAGCCCGCACACACCUGAACCCGCUCAUUGUCACUGCUAGGAACUGUGUCGACAGAGACAAUCGAAUGAACCAGGAGAGGCAGGCGCCUCAGAGGGAGGUGCUAAGAGCUUUUGAAUGAUGGAAUUUGGGCUGGGGCUUUACCCUGGCCAGGAUGCCUGGAAUCUCAUACGCUUCCAUGCACCCAGAAGCUCUACUGAAAAAGGACACUCCCUUGCACCUGGGAAGCGGAGGCAACAGGAGUUCAUGCAAAAAGCACUGGAGAAAAUUGUGCAAGAAAAAAACCUGCUCGCCAGGCAGGAGGAAGAAAGCAGAAGGGAAGGCAAGAACUAAGUGACAGAUAACUGAGAAGGUUGAAUUCCUCUCCAAAACUGUUUACCCCCUUGUGUUGAAUGUUAUCAAUCUGUGCACCCAUCUACAUGCACCAUCUGCUCUCAGAAGCCAGUCUCUGCACCUACAUAACACAGACUACAAACUGUAUAUAGCAGGCAGAGGUUUGCAAUUUCCAACCUCCGCAUGUCAGCUCCAGAAACCCACAGCUCUCUGCAUGUUUGUAUACCAGUCAGCUGAACAUUCAGGGCUUAGUACCCUAACAGUGCAGGCAUUGCUUUGCAUUUGUACUCAGAGGAAUCCUGCAUCUGCUUUGAUCCAACUGCAUUCUUAGAUCUCUGCCUUCUGCCAUGCUGUUCAAGCUUCCUUCUAAUGACAUUUGCAGAAGGCACAUGGACCAGAUGUAUUGUGCCUCUCUGAACAUUAUAUGCAACCUUGGGUGAUGUGCCCAAUUUUUAAAAUUAUUUGUUUUUCUUCAUCAUCAUCAUUGUCAUCAUCAUCAUUGUUAUUAUAUUAUUAUUAUUAUAUUAUUAUUAUUAAUUUAUUCAGACAGGGCAGUGGAUGAGCACAGCACUUUAGAAGCAGGUGCUACAGACUACAGCAAGGAGUCUACAAUUGAAACUGGUCUUUCUGCCAAUUUCACUGUACCUAUACAGAAUACUCUAACAGGUGGCCUGAACAGAGAGGUAGAGAAAAAAGAAAGGAAAUAAGGCUAGAUUGGUCUUGCAAAUAUAAGUCCAAAAAAGUUAUUAAGUCCCCCCAAAAUGUCUACUAUCCCUGUCCAAACAUAUCCUGUGUUACAGUGUAGGCUUGUCUGUUUACUCUAAAAAAAAAAGUCCCACUGUUUGUAAUGGAACUUCUUCUCAAAUAAGAGUGUACAGGAUUGCUGCCUUUGUCAUUUGUAGCAAAUUUGACAGCCAGAAAGGGGGAAAAAACGUUCCAAUGAACCCUUCCCUACUUGCUUGUCUAGAGGUCGUUUAUAGUAAUCACAGGUGAUCAGGUGAAUGGGUAUUUGCAAUCCUGGACCAAACUGCAGUCAAACAAAGGACAAGGCCCAGGGGUGAAAGGCAGUCCUAUUUCUAGGUUACUGUUCACAUGCCACUUAUUGCAGACCAGGCUGAAUGAAAAUCUAAAAAUAGAGUCAAUAGGGAAUAUUAAAGCAUAAUUCAUUUGUGUCUCAUCUCCAGUGCAAGCCCUGCUGAAACUGAUUACAAUCAUGCCUGUUCUUGUGGAAUUUCCAGUGUUUCAGCAGGAAUAUGCACAGGAGACAUUUCCAGUAAAUUGUGCCCGUAGACUACCAACGGGUUUUAAGGAAGGACAUAUUAGAAAGGAGACAAGAGAACAUCUGGGAAAGAAUGAUGUGAAUGGGCAAACACAAACUUCAAGUCUGCAGCUAAUGCUGCCUGUGCAAAGCAGAAAUAUGUGGUGGAAAUGAUGUUAGUAGGCCCAGGGUACCUUAAUGCAAGUGACUUGAUUUCUGAGAGAGAGGAACAGCACAUGACUGAGUGGAAUGUUGAUGCAGGACUGAUCCUAUCAUUCAACAGGGUAGACACUAUGAGGUUUUACUAGUCUCGUGUUUGACUUGUGUAAUGGACAGACAGAAUCCUGAAUUACAACAGGGAACGUCCACAGACUCACAGUUGUUGAAGGAAAAUUUUCCAGUCAAUUUAUUGUGCUCCAAAGGACAGAGUUUAUUGAGAGAUACAUAGACCAAUGUUCAUUGGGAGAGAGGUUACCAAGAGUACUAACCACAUAGUUAUUUCCCCCUGCAAGCCCUCCCCAUUUGUACUUUCAUACAAUUUGUAAUGUACACCAGCUAGGAUUGUACUGGGUCUGUUACACAGAAAUGCUGGCAGCAACAGAAUGUUGCACGCAUGUCUAAAUGAUUGAACCCCAGGUAGUUUGUUUAAAUCAGCCCUGAUAUCCUGCCUCCCUCAUUUGACAGGCUGCAAAAUACCAAGCUGAGUAUUUGUUCAUAGCAUAAACAACCUGUCUAGAGUUACGUGAAUUAUGUACUGGAAGUGGCUGGAAAAAUAAACAGUGAAAUUGCAGCUACUGAACAAUUUACAGUGCAGUUUGGGCGUGGUUCAUAAAUGCAUGUCUGUCACUCACUGAUGUGUGGUUGAACCAUCAUUUAUUCAUUACUGCAGGUAUGUUCAAAUCAUCUGGUAUUAAAUCAAACACAGUGCUUUCCAGUGGAGUUGCUUUCCAUAUGUCAGGGGUGGGAGUGUUAUUGGAACUGACUUCUAUCAGCCAUGGCCAGUGAGCAUGGACAAUGGUCAGGGAUUAUGGGAGUUGUAGUCCAGCAACAUCUGCAGGGCCACAGGUUUCCCAUCCCUGCAAUAUGUGAGCACCACUGAGUAAUCAAGUGAUGUGAUCAAGUGGUGUACAUGUAUGUGUGAACCAGCCUUUCAUUUCAUAUUCUGAGGUCUUCAGCACAGAACUUGAUUAUAUAUAAACAACUUUGAAAUUUGACAGCAUUGUAUACAUUUAGAAUCAAGACUCUAAGACUACAGCUACACUUGACUUGAGUGUUAUGUAUCUGUUUUCCAGCAAUGGUUAUUAAACAAGUAUGUUACUGGUGCUAGUAAAGCUUUUUAUAUGCUAGUGAAAACCAGUUUAAAUGUUUAUUUCACCAGCAAUGAGUCAUUUCCCAGAGCAGAUGCACCCUGAGCCAAUAGCUAAUUCCUCUUGCAUGUUGCAGUUUAUUCAACAGGGACCAUAUCCUGAGGUUCUUACUCUGAUUUUGAUUAACCCUGAUUAAGACAAACUUCUGUUGACUUCCAUGAAGAAAUGUCUGAAAAGGGCGACUAGAUGUGAUUCUCUUUUCAUUCUGAAGUCUAUGGUUAAAACCUCCCUCCAUGGACUUCACUGGUGAAAGAUCAAUACCUUAAUUUAUAUAAUGCAAACCAUGUUUACCCAAUCGUUUCUUAAAAAUACAACAAAACUUUGAUGCCACUGUUGGGGGUAAAUUCUUUAGUGCUGUAGUGUUUGCAUCACAGUUCCAUUGUGGUUUAGCCAUCCUUGGUUUGACUGCAUGCCAAGAUAAAUAUUAUGACUAUCCCACAAUCUUCAGCAACAAAACAGUGUGGAGGAUACUGAAUUUGAAAAAUGUGCUCACCCAGACUGUUUCCAUUACUCUGUUUCCCACAGCUGCCAUGCUGUCCCCUUCGUUGCCGGUUUUCUUGAGAUGUUCCAGAACACAAGCAUUUCUUCCUAUUUAAAAUAAAUUAAUAGGACUGAAUGCUGAACUACAGUUAAGAAAGUGCAAUGAGCCCUUCCUGGGAUGGGUGGUGCCAUCAGUAAACCAGCAAUUAAGUGGCAGUGCCUUUGCAGCCCAGUUUAAGACCUCGGGAUUACCUGCACUAUCCUCUUGCUGCAGUUAGCCUGGCCAGAAGUCUAGGAGAAGACGAGCAGGAAUCCUCCCCAAGGCCGGAGCUGCUUUAAUAUUUAUUAUUUAUUUACAACUGGAACCUGUUCCAGUUCUUUCUGUGUGAAUGACUGAGAUACUCUGUUGUGGAUUCAAGAAUGUCAUAAUACUGUUGUCAUAAUAUUAUUUGAAAAUAAAACGGUUACAGAAACCA
Rhineura floridana is the source of this 4542-nucleotide messenger RNA. It is a transcript of the gene RGS16, whose product is annotated as regulator of G protein signaling 16. The coding region runs from base 82 to 648 and encodes 188 amino acids. The record is from RefSeq and is a predicted model, not a curated record. Lineage: Eukaryota; Metazoa; Chordata; Lepidosauria; Squamata; Rhineuridae. The transcript is spliced from 5 exons.